UGUGGUCACCUCCUGCUCAUAGAGCCGACUCUCCUCUCCGUUCCCUCGCUCUGCUCCAAAGCUUCUCCCAACUCCUCCGCUUUAUAAACAGCCCCCUCAUCACCCUUAAAGCUCUCACCUUUCUCUCUUUUUUUUUGCCCCCCCCUCUUCAAUGGCUCUUUCUCUCUUCUGGGUUUUCUUCCUUUUACCUACUUUUGGCAAAGUUUUCUCUCUCAAAGAUGCUGAGGCGAUCCGAGGCGCUGCUGUGGUCAAUGGGAAGUUCCCCAUUGCAGUGGCUGAUGAGGACUUUGUGUGCGCUACUUUGGAUUGGUGGCCACCUGAGAAAUGUGACUAUGGGACUUGUAGCUGGGGGCUAGCUUCUAUCCUUAACUUGGAUCUUUCCAACCCCAUUCUUUUGAAUGCAAUAAAAGCAUUCUCCCCAUUAAAAAUUCGUAUAGGAGGUAGCUUACAAGAUAAGGUCAUAUAUGACACUGGCGACCCUGGAGAACCAUGCCGUCAAUUUGUCAAAAACACUUCUGAGAUGUUUGGAUUUAGUCAAGGCUGCUUGCCCAUGAAAAGAUGGGAUGAGCUUAAUAAUUUCUUCAAAAAAUCCGGGGCAGUAAUUAUUUUUGGGCUGAAUGCCCUUAAUGGAAGAGUUCCCUUAAAAGAUGGUUCAUUAGGAGGACCUUGGAAUUCCACCAACGCAGCUGCCUUAAUUCGUUAUACUGUUGACAAGGGCUAUACAAUUCAUGGUUGGGAGCUAGGAAAUGAACUAAGCGGAAGUGGGGUUGGAGCUAGAAUUGGAGCAGAUCAAUAUGCUGCAGAUGUCAUCUCUCUAAAAUCAAUUGUAGACAAAAUAUACCGAGAUUUCCCAGAUAAGCCAUUGAUCCUUGCACCGGGGGGGUUCUUUGAUGCAAAAUGGUUUGGCGAGCUCAUCAAGAAAACAGAACCCAACUCACUUGAUGUAAUUACCCACCACAUAUAUAACCUUGGUCCAGGUGUUGAUCAACAUUUGGUUGAGAAAAUUCUUGACCCAAAAGUCCUUGAUGGCAUGGAGCCAACAUUCAGAGAUCUCCAAGGAAUUCUCAAGAGUUCAGAGACUCAGGCCACUGCUUGGGUUGGUGAAUCUGGAGGGGCUUAUAAUAGUGGGCAUAAUCUCGUUACUAAUGCAUUUGUUUUCAGUUUUUGGUAUUUGGAUCAGCUUGGUAUGUCAGCAACUUAUGGUACGAAGACUUAUUGUAGACAGAGCUUGAUUGGUGGAAAUUACGGGCUACUGAAUACUACCACGUUUGAACCAAAUCCUGACUAUUAUAGUGCCCUCUUAUGGCAUCGGCUAAUGGGAAGAAAUGUUCUAUCCACAACUUUCAACGGGACAAACAAAAUACGCGCAUAUGCACAUUGUGCAAAAGAAUCACAAGGAAUCACACUUCUCUUGAUCAAUCUUGAUGGCAGCACGACAACCGAAGUGAUUGUAACCAGCAAAUCUGCCUUCAUUAGAUCUUUAAAGCAGUACAACACUAAAGCUUCAAGAACAAAGUUUAGCCAUAUACCAAGAACUCGCAAAACCAGUGGAUUCAUCAGGGAAGAGUAUCACCUCACAUCACCAAAUGGUAACUUGCACAGUCAAACAAUGCUACUGAAUGGUAAAAUCUUGGCCGUUGAUCAUGAUGGUGAUAUUCCGGAAUUUGAACCUAUUAAGGUUGAUGCUUCGGAGCCUAUAAAGGUCGAUCCAUAUUCCAUUGUGUAUGUGCAUGUUCCGUAUUUUGAUGCACCUGCUUGUGUUUAGGGAUUGAGUUUGGUUCGAUUUCGUUGUGUUUCCUACAUGUCAUUUGUGGAUGGACUGCGAAGUAGUCCAUCCUCUGAUAAGGAUAUUGAAAGGUUGAUAUCAUCGUGAUUUAUAAUUCAUAAUUGUGAUAAAAAAUGAAUCGGGAAAGGAAGUAUAAGAUUUUAUUCCAAGAGCUUAUGAAUUUGUUGUGAAAAUAUUUGUGUAUUAAUAGAAUUUUAUGUAUCCGGUUUAUUCAAAGAUUCGAGAUAAUGCAAGGAAUAUAUACAUGAUCAUGGUCAGAUGACAAUUA
Molecule: messenger RNA, 2054 nt
Organism: Asparagus officinalis (garden asparagus)
Lineage: Eukaryota; Viridiplantae; Streptophyta; Magnoliopsida; Asparagales; Asparagaceae
Product: heparanase-like protein 3
Exons: 9
Coding region: 152-1765 (537 amino acids)
Cellular component (GO): membrane; plant-type cell wall
Molecular function (GO): beta-glucuronidase activity
Source: RefSeq, a predicted model, not a curated record